This is a messenger RNA of Dicrocoelium dendriticum, 2830 nucleotides long. NCBI's taxonomy places the organism in Eukaryota, Metazoa, Platyhelminthes, Trematoda, Plagiorchiida, Dicrocoeliidae. The record is from the annotation of a GenBank genome assembly.
UGUAAAUCCCAUAUGCUUCACGACACAGGAGGGCGAGUCUCUGUACUUUGAUGCUGUUAUCCAGAUCCUGCAAACGAGUACCUCAGAUGUUUUGGGCUUGGAUUUUGUUUUCGUGUCUUAUUGAGGUUGUGGUAGCAACUGAGACCCACAAUACAUCCACCUCGUCCAUUGUCGUAGCUAAAUGGGAGUUUUAUGAAUAUUCCACCCAUUUCACGGUCAUGCUGUUUUUGCUUGUUAUGAUCCUCAUCAAAAUGGCGUACCGCGCGAUCCCACACUUUUCGGAAUUCAUCCCCGAAUCACUUCUACUUAUUGUGAUGGGCAUAAUCUUUGGUGCGAUUGUAAGAUUUGCAUUUCAACUAAACUCGCUGGAGGGCACCGUAUGGCAACUCACUCCCACGUUGUUUUUCACAUAUCUACUUCCACCGAUUGCACUGGAGUCUUCUUAUUCAUUGUACAACCGAAAAUUUAGCGAGUACCUGGGUGUGGUUCUCAUAUUUGCCGUCCUCGGCACCAUCUUCAAUUUCCUGAUCAUCGGAUUUGCUAUGUAUGGAUUACAAAAAGCAGGAGCGAUGGGAGACGCUGAGCAGUACUUUGAGUUGCGAACUUAUUUGCUCUUCAGUUCGCUUAUCGUUGCCGUGGAUCCAGUUGCUGUGUUGGCCAUUUUCCAGGAUAUUGGGGUCGAACUUGGGCUCUACUACGUGAUGUUUGGCGAGUCCCUCCUUAACGAUGCAAUCACAAUUGUUUUGUACAACAUCAUGUCUGCUUUCAUCGAUCAGAAGUCUGUGUCUUGGGAGGAAAUCGGUCUCGGCAUUGUUUCUUUUUUCACAGUUAGCUUUGGUGGUCUGUUAAUUGGUUUAUUGAUUGGUAUCAUUUCCUGCUUACUCACACGGAUCAGUAAUCAUUUAAGUGUGAUUAAUCUACUCUUGCUCGCUUAUUUCUCUUACCUAAUGGCUAACUGCGUCGGCUGGUCUGGCAUUAUUUCCAUCAUUGGGUGCGGUUUGCUACAAGCAGCGUAUGCGUUCCAUAAUUUAGAUCACAAAUCCAUCACGUUGGUGCAUAAACUGAGCAAAGUGGUUUCCGAGGUGAGUGAAUCUGUCGUCUUCCUCUUCAUUGGUAUUGAGGUGGUCAGUGACACUCUGCGAUGGCACACCGAAUUCAUUCUAUGGAGUAUGGCUGUGUGUUUGGUCGCUCGAACAGUGGUGAUUUUGGGUAUCACAGCAGUGAUCAAUGCAGUCCACAUAGGGGAGGAAAGCCUUUCUAUCACAAAUCAGAUUAUUCUCAUCUAUGGUGGGCUAAGAGGAGCAGUUGCUUUUUGCCUGGCUGUGUUGAUCAAAGACUCGACACUUGGAAGCCAAGGAGAAGCUAGUAGACGUAUUCUGAUUACCUCAACUCUCUUUAUCAUUUUGGUUACCGUGGGCAUUAUGGGCACCACUAUGAAACCGUUGGUAAAGGUACUGAAAAUUCGCAUGCAAAAGGCUCGUCAGCUCAGUUUGUUUUCUGUGCUAAAUGAUACCAUCUUGGAUGAGACACUAGUUGCAAUAGAAACAAUCGCUCAUCUUCGAGGGAGAAACGCGUUACGCGAAAUGUUUACUCGUCUGAACGAGAAAUACUUGCGACGAUUUUUGCAACGCGAACCUGAACGACAAGACGACAAGAUAAUCCACGUGUACAAAAAGAUUGCAAUGCAUCUGCACUUUGCCACGGUUGAUCCAGAACACAUGGAUGACUAUAUGAAAGAUGUUCCAGUUGGAUUGCGUAGAAAAUUUCUAGCAAUGAGUUCGGUGGAUUGGAGUACAGGAGAGAAGCCGAGUUGGUCAGAAUCAUUCCACAGGCGUCGCCGUAAAUACACAAGAGAAAGUACCGAUGGUCUGCAAAAAGGUGCAUCCACAGAGAUGCCUGGCGUGUGUGCCUCAGCGCUGGCCAAAUGCAUGUGUUCCAGUCGGAAGGUCGGAUUACUGCCGCACGAAAGACGACUGACAGAGUUUGAAGAAUCCUUGAGAAAUAUGCUACAAUUUCGAGGCAAAUUGCUCACAGAUCGAUACAAAUUAAAAUCACAUGGAGGUUCGCGGGACAGUUCGGACUCGCAAAUAUGCAUCUUGUAGCAGGUAAGAUAGAAGCGGAUAGUGAAAUACCAAUAAUGCUAGAAGUAUAACCUCUUGUGGAGCAUGAGGUGCAAGAAGUUUCAGUAGCACGCAUCUGUUUUCAUUGAGUGCCGGAAGGUUGCGCUCGUUCCGUUGGAUAUUUUCGGGAAACAUUCAGGUUUUUGAAAUGAACGAACUCAUAUUUAAUUCAUAAUUUACCGCCUUGACAUGUAAACAGUUACAUUUUAGUUUGAGAUGAUCCUAUUUAUUCCAAAUGCUGGUAACACUCUGGUAUCAAUUCCAUGAGUUUAUGUUUCCUGCCACUUCGACGUCCUUUUUACACCUGACCAAAUCCAAAUUUUGCCAAACAAGCUAAUACAAUGUCCAACACUACUUCUAAACAUCAUUCCAUUCAGGACAGCAUACUGUAUGAAACUUGUUCCUUCGCAUGUACGACACCGAAAUGCGGUCACUGAUCAUGUCACUCACUAUGGGUAGGAGGUAAGAGCUUUUCUAUCUCAUUGUAUCAGCGUAAUUUCUUGCGCUUCCACAUUGAUUUCACAUCCGCCGUUUGCAUAUAAUGCAGACUCCAUAAGGUACAUGGUCAUGUGGUUAUUGAUUGAUUGAUCAACCUGCUGGUUCCACAUUAUCCUUGCAUCUAUGUGGAUACUGUACACUAGUGUUGUUUAUGUUGUAACAACAAAUCCAAACAUGUAAUGAUGAACACAAAAUAAAGAGUUUCUCUUUGG